AUGAGGGCCAUACGUCAAUUCGUUGUCGUUUACAAAGUAACGGCAUUAUUGGAGCUGUUAUCCGAAAGGCCAGUGGAUCAAAUGGGACUCCGGUCGCUUUCUCGUUUGGGUGAACGACUUUUUGAAGUAGCCACAGGUGCGUUUAAUGGAGCUUCUGGAGGGUAUAUCAUAAACUACAGCGAGUUCCGCAUCAGUACGCAGACAGGCAGCUCUUUCCGAUUCGCAUGCUCCAAUGAAGUAUGUCGUUCCCGGCAUAUUUUGUAUGAGCACCACCUCAACAGGGCUGUGGUGCUCAAAUACCCGAGGGCGCUCCUGCUAGACUUUUCCCCGGUGGGGACAACCUCGGCAGCUAUGGCCAUCGGACAAGUAUGGCUAAUGUUGCCGCUUCUGCCGCAAGCCAUUCUACACCCGAUAAGAGAUUUCGGAGUGCAGGUGAACCUUAAAAUGAGGGACGAGUAUAACAACGAACAGAAACGAUUUAUCUCAGGAACGACAACGCCGAACGAUGCUGUAUAUCCUUGCAUUAUACGUUUCUACAACGACAUGAAGCAGGCAUUAGCCCAGCUCGUAAAUAAGCCUUAUGAAUUCAAUAAUAUUGAUCUACCAGCAUUGGAUAAGCACAUAAUACUGGAUAUAAUUGAAUUUAACGGAGAUUUUGAAAACGGUUUUGUUAACUAUGUGCCGACAAACGCAAACUUUUACAACAGAGGAUGCCCGAAUUAUUUUAUCAUGGAAGCCAACACACUUGAUCCAAAUCUUCGUCAAAAGCAAAUUUUGGACUCCACUGAAGCAUUUAGUCAGUUCUGUAACAUCGCUGACCUCAAGGAUAGCAUGAUUCGCUUUUAUAAUACUAUACCUGCGUCAGUGCAAAGGUUCUCGAAGUGGGAAUCAAACUUCAGAGAACAUUCAGAUAGUUUGUCGUUUUAUCGAACGCUGCUACAGUACAGUAAGGAGCUGUGUCCCGGAUGA
Messenger RNA from Cylicocyclus nassatus, 969 nucleotides. The record is from the annotation of a GenBank genome assembly. Lineage: Eukaryota; Metazoa; Nematoda; Chromadorea; Rhabditida; Strongylidae.